Bemisia tabaci is the source of this 2318-nucleotide messenger RNA. It is a transcript of the gene mRpS29, whose product is annotated as mitochondrial ribosomal protein S29. Gene Ontology annotation, biological process: apoptotic process. Gene Ontology annotation, cellular component: mitochondrial small ribosomal subunit; mitochondrial ribosome. NCBI's taxonomy places the organism in Eukaryota, Metazoa, Arthropoda, Insecta, Hemiptera, Aleyrodidae. The record is from RefSeq and is a predicted model, not a curated record. Gene Ontology annotation, molecular function: structural constituent of ribosome.
CCACAUGCUAUCCAGUUUCCAAUCGACGCUCUCAGCCACCCAUACUGCCGCGCGCUUUUCCACGCGAUCACGCCGCUGAGACCAUUCCCACGCCCUACCUUUAUCACUAUACCGCGCCGUUUUCCAUUCCAUUCCAUUUUGUGUGUGUGUGUGUGUGUGUGGGUGGGAAUACUUGUUCAUUCGCAGUUUCAGGUGUGAGGAUUUUCAAAAAUAGCAAGCUUUUCCUGGACUCCUGUCUUUUUGGACCCCCAGGAGUCGAUUUUCGUGUUUUUUGUUUGUUUUUGUGUGUUUCGCGUCCUCAUUUCCACAUUACACCCUGCGAGUUCAGUGCCGUUUUUAUACGAAUGAAAUACUCCGAUACUCGCUAUAGAGCCAUUAUCGCCGGAAACUACACGUAAAUCUGUCCGUUGAUAGAUAGCAUUUUCCUUAUUUACCAAUGAACUUUGUUGUUAUUUUGCUUUACUCUCCAACUCUCUGAUUUAUCACGCAUCAUUGUUACCUUGGAUGAUCUAUCGGAGCUUUAAUUGUCAAGUGUUCAUCCGUGCAAAAUGUUAAGGCACUUUUUGCUUUGUUUGAUUUAAUCUAAAAAAGAAAUAGGAAUUAAGUGAAAAAAUAACAGUGUUCGUGCAUCAUUGUGAUUCUUAAUACUAAAUAUUUUUGAUAAUUAGUAAAACAAAGCGAGUGCAUUCGUUUGAUUCUGAAGACUGGAUUACCUAUCUGGAUUACCCAUACAAACAGUUUCAGGUUCAGAUAGCGUCGCAGAUGAAGAGAUCAAGAAGCUACUCAGGGUGCCCGAACUUGACGAUUUUUUGAGGGCGUUACCCCUUGGGUCGGAAUGUCUUUUGCGCUCAUCAUCCUCAUCGUGCUCAUGUUCGAGGUCUUCGGGUUCGUGCUGGCCAUCAUCCCCGAGGCGGCCCCCGUCAUAAGCCCACCGGCCGCUCAGGACGCCAGCGCCUACUACGCUGCCCCGUCAAUCACCCCCCACAACACCUACUACAUCUCCAUGUCCGCCGCCUUCAGUCCGGUCGCCAUCUGAGAUUGUCGAACAUCAAACAAGAAAAAUGAGAGCACCCAGAUUGCUGAGUAAGUGUGUAGUUCGCAAUUUCUCAGCAGUUGAGCCUGUUGUCAACUUAAAUGAACGAAAAGUAUUUGCCAAAAGGGCUGAAACCAAUGACCCUGCUACCCACUCAGAAAAUGACAUUGGCAAAUUCUACACUGUUUCAAAAGAGGACAAUAAGAAACUUUUUUCCUUCUAUGAGUUUCCUGCACAGUUUGAACGUAAUAUCAAGACUUUCAACGAAUCUGCUUUCAUGAUAAGGGAACCAGCAUUAGAAAUAAUCAACUCACUAAAGACGCUGGACCCCACAAAGCCAAUCCUCAAAUUUGUAAUUUAUGGUCGUUUUGGCGAGGGUAAAACCAUGACUUUUUGUCACAUCUGUCACUUUGCCCAUAGAGCUGGAUGGAUCCUCUGCUAUGUUCCCACUUCCACUAUCUGGAUGAGGUGGAGUAAGGAAGUGACAUUUUCUGAGACCAAACCGGAAUCUAUCAAUAUACCAUUAGAAUCUGCGCAGUGGUUGAGGAACUUUAAAAUUCAAAAUGCUGACCUGAUUUCAAAGUUGGACCUUCGGGUAAGAGAUAAAAUUGUCUGGAGUGCAAGAGAAAUCACAGAGAAGGAUGCACCUCUUAUGGAGCUUGUUGAUCAUGGAAUCAAUCGAGUCAAGUAUGCUGGAGAUGUUGUUGAUGUAUUAAUAGAAAAUAUCAAAUUAUAUUCAACGGAACAAAGGUGCAGAACUUUGGUUGCAAUCGAUGGUUUCAAUGGAUUUUUCAACCCUAAAUCAAAUUUGAAGGCCCCUGACGAAACUCCAGUACCACCCUUAAGAGUGACUAUCAUGCAGUCCCUAAUGAAAUUAACACAGGCUGAUUGGUCCAAUGGUGCAGCUGUCCUCACAGUGGACACAAAAAAUUCAUAUCCAGACAACAGAGAGUUUGUUUUUCCCCUGUAUCUUCUGCAUAAAGAGGGUUUCGAACACCUAGAUCCCUUCAUUCCAGUUUAUGUUCCUGCACUCAACCCAAAAGAGGUAAAUAAUCUUCUCGACUAUUAUGAAGAAAAGAAGUGGUUACUUAAACCCCAAGCACGUGAGGAAAUCGAGUUUUUAAGCACCAGGAAUCCUUACCACCUCACUGAAUUAUGUGGUCCCUUGUAAUUUUUUUAGUACCUUUACAUCCUAUACAUUUUUGUAAUUUUAAGUAUUUGUAUAGUUGCUUUGUUUCAAAGCAUUAUUUGUCUGUGUUUUUAUACAUAAAAUUUUUAUGUUGAA